CACAGACCCCAGGGGGGCUGUUGCGGUGUCCGGAAGAAGCAGCGUUAACAUGGCGGUUGGGUUUUUUACUCCAUGCUUUGGCUGUGAGCAAAGCGUUUUGCUGUAAUGACUGACUUAAAGCGCGUCGCUGCAGAGAGGAGGAACGUGUCGGGAUGCUGACUGCCUCGGCUCGGAGCUGAGUCCGCGUCUCCCCACUCCACGCAUCCGCUGUGUGUCCCUGUCGUGACUUGUGACCCAGUUUGGUUUGAUGAGCUUGGAUGGCAGGAAACAUCAGGAGCCUGAACACAGGCCAGACAGAGUGACAUCCUAAUUCAACAAAUCUUACUGGACUCACAGAAGAAACAAAAUUAGCUCCUGUGAACAAAACACGAUUCACAGCACCUAACAAUGGGUGAAGUAACUAUGGAGGUAGAUGAGGAUGUCAUAAAACAGGACACCUCUGUGGAGCACCUUGCAGAGCCACUGCUGAUAAUCCUGUCCCCACCUCCACCUUUCUUGCCUGUCCCCGGUGAGCCAACAAUGCUUUGGUCUAAAUGGCUCAAAGCUUUCGAGCACUACGUCGAAGCGCUCAGUGAAAAAGAGCUGGUCGAUUCUAGUAAGUGUCUGCUCUUACAGAACUGCCUUGGCCCAGAGGGACAGCGUAUCUUCACAACACUGAUCCAAAAUGACACCACAUAUGCAGCAGCCAUAUCAACACUGACAGCUUACUUCAGCACUGAUAACGCCACUCAGAUGCACCUCCUUAAAUUCCACCAAAGGGCUCAGAUGCCUGGCGAGACUGUAGAUCAGUUUGUCUCCACUUUAGAAGAACUGCUCAGGCCUUGCAGUCACGGAAACUCAAAGGAUGAACUCAUCCUGAAUCAACUGAUUGAUAAAACAAGCUCCCCACAACUCAGAGAGAGGCUGCUGGUCAGGAGGGAAAGUUUGACUUUGGCUGCAGCGUUGGUUAUUGGCAAAGAGGUGGAAUCUGUGUUAAAUCAAUCUCAGCUGUUUGAUAUUCAUGAAGUCAGCGUGGACAUUGGAGAUGAUUUGGACCCACCGGUUAAAAAAAAAGCCAAAAGAGGAAGGCCUCGCCGUGGGGAGAGAAGAUCCAAAACAAAUUCCCGCUUGACUAAAACCCAAUCACUCAGACUCAAAGAUAACUACUACUACAGCAAUGAUAAGCUGUAUUAUAAUGACAAUGAUGCAGAGUCUCAGCAGACUGGUGAGACUAGUCAGCCCUGUGAUAAUGAUAACGGAGCCUCAUCUUCAUGUUUACCGAAGACAGAAGGGAAGGGCUGUGACAAAACUAGCGAUGGUUUAGAGGAUGAUGAUGACAAUGAUGAAGACUUUGUACUUUCAUCAUCUAAACCAAAAGGCCCCUACUGUACUAUCUGCCCUGGCCGGCGUUUCAGAGAUGCUCACAAGCUCGCCAGACACAUGAGGACGCAUACAAAGGAGAAACCGUUCAUCUGCCCAGUCUGCUCUAUGAGCUUCAGCCAGUCGUAUCACAUGACGCGACACCUGAGGAACCAGCAUGGUGCCGGACAGCAUGUCUGCACUACCUGUGGGAUAACUUUAGAGAGCUUUGCAGAGUUGAAAGGUCACAAGAGGACACACAAGUCAGAAGUUCUGUCAUGUCCAGAUUGUCCUGAAAAAUUCACCAACAAUGAUGUGUUCUCUAGCCAUAUCAAGUCACACAUGAAAAAUCUCUCUACCCAAAAUAAGGAACAGAGUUCUCAGCAAAUCGAGAGUGUCAAAGUGAAGAUUGAAGAAAUAACAAGCGAUGAUGCUGCCUUUGGUAAUGGUGAUUGUCAGGAUGAAGGAUCUGAAGCUAAUGUGACAGAAGAAAGGAACUCUGAUGAAGCGCCAUGUCAAGAUGGAGGCAGAAAGAAAGACGCCGCCAGCACAAAAAGAGGCCAUUUCUGUCCCAUCUGUGUUAACAGGCGAUUCAGAGGGCCAAAUAAAUUGGCCAGACAUAUGAGGACGCACACAAAGGAGAAACCCUUCAGCUGCCCUGUCUGUGCUAUGACAUUUAGCCAGUCCUACCACAUGACCCGGCAUGUGAGAAACCAACACAACCUGGGCAAGUAUAUCUGCUCUAAAUGUGGCAGAAGUUUUAGUAACUGGCUGGAUAUGAGAGCGCACAGGAAGACCCACGCAGUCGAAGGCCUGACGUGCCUCGCAUGUGAUAUACAGUUCAAGGAGAAGGCUGCGCUUGCGAGUCAUCUUAAAUUACACAAGAAGGUGGAGUCGGGUCCUCGAAGCCUCGUGUGUGGGGACUGCGGCAAAGAAUUUCGCCGAAUGUAUCAUUUGAAAAGGCACAUAGUGACCCAUCGAAAAGCGACAAAUGGGGAGUGUUACACAUGCCCUGACUGUCAAAAACACUUUGCCUUCGUGGAAGACCUCAACAAACAUCUGCAGAUACAUGUGAAAGAAAACAAGGGGACUUGCCCAAAGUGUAAUGAAACAUUUGGUAGUCUAGAAGAGCUGGAGACACACAUGGCAGUUCAUCAAAAGUCUUACUCCUGCAGCACGUGUGGAAAGAAGUUUAAAGUUGAAUAUGCACUGAAGAACCAUGAGCAAAGUCACGGAAGCGAACAGUAUUACUGCUCACUGUGCCGUAAGCACUUCCUCAAGCUUUCACACUAUAAGAGGCACUUAAUGGUCCACAACAGACGAGAGUCUAGAUGCCCACACUGUGAUAAAGUCUUUCUGCAGUUAACAGCUUUGAAGUAUCACCUGCGGACUCAUACUCAAGAAAGACCGUACCAGUGCACCUGUUGUAUUGAAACCUUUGAGGAGAAGGAAGAUCUAGAGCAGCACUGCCUCAAACACAGAAAAUUCAAGAAGGAGAGGCCUUACUCGUGCACUCGGUGUGAUUAUGCUUUCUCCACCUUAAUGGAGCUGACAGAACACAUGGGUUCACAUGAGGGAGAGCAGCCGCAGACCUGCCCUGUCUGCGGGAGGACUUUCCUGAACAAGAACAAGCUGGAGAAACACUUGACGAUCCACACCGGGGAGAGACCUCACCUCUGCUCCAUCUGUGGAAACGGUUUCCCUUCCGCCGCCAGCCUUAAGCUACACGUCCACAUCCACACAGGAGAAAAACCUUUCCAGUGUUCACAGUGCAGUAAAAGUUUCAGGUCAUCCAGUGGGCUGCGCCUCCACAGCAGACAGCACAUGGAGGUUCGGCCCAGCUACGAGUGUCCUGAGUGCGGCAGGACUUACGGCCGCAUGACAGAGCUGAAGAUGCACCAGCGCUAUCACACGGGAGAUAAACCGUAUGCGUGCACCUGCUGCAGCAAACGCUUUAUUAGCAAAGACAAACUGAAUGUUCACAUGAGGAUACACACAGGGGAGAGACCGUACUCCUGCCCCCACUGUGGACAGACAUUUACACAGACUGGGGACAGAAACAGACACAUCAGUAAAUUCCACCCAUUAGUGCAGUGAAAAGACCCACAGCGAAGUGCUGGUGUCACUUUGAAAUGCUCGUACCAGUGGUUUUGCAUGUUUAUAGGAAUAGGUUGCAUUAAUAAUUGAUUUUAGAAUCUUAUUAGUGUCAUGUUUGAGGAAAAAUAAGAAACCAAAAUGUCUUACAAUUAAGGCUGGGCGAUAUGGAGCAAAAAGAAUAUCCAUAUUUUUAGCUGAAUGGUGACAAAAACAUGCAAAACCACUGUGCUGGUGUCAGAAAUGGUUUCUCUGUGCACAGUAAGAUGCCUGACAGUUUCUCUGCUGUUUGUUUUUUGCAAGUUUCACAGCUGGACUGAAGAAGUCAUAUCAUUUCUCUUGAAAUAAAAAAGCUCUGCAUGACAGUUUACUCUUUGAGGCCCACCGCUCUCACUCCUGUGCCUGACAUAUCCUCCUCAUAAAGCACUUUUGUAAGGCACCCUGGUCUUACAGACUGUCACACUAGCGACCAGCCUGUGAAUCUUUGGCCUUCAAGACACCCCUCUUGCUCUGCAGGCAUAAACUGACUGCUCAGAAACUAAAAGAUUUCAGCCAUCAUUAUUCAGCAUUUUUAGCAGUGUGUUGGCAUUUUAUCGUGUGAUUCUUUUUACUUUUUGCUUCUCUGAAAGUGACCAUUUUCUAACUGUUUAGAAAAGUGUCAUAAAAAUAAAACGUAUUCACUUCACCAGUAAGUACAUGAUGUGAG
This is a messenger RNA of Archocentrus centrarchus (flier cichlid), 4138 nucleotides long. Its product is annotated as zinc finger protein 420-like. Gene Ontology annotation, biological process: regulation of DNA-templated transcription. Gene Ontology annotation, molecular function: DNA-binding transcription factor activity, RNA polymerase II-specific; RNA polymerase II cis-regulatory region sequence-specific DNA binding. The transcript is spliced from 2 exons. Lineage: Eukaryota; Metazoa; Chordata; Actinopteri; Cichliformes; Cichlidae. The coding region runs from base 388 to 3435 and encodes 1015 amino acids. The record is from RefSeq and is a predicted model, not a curated record.